Messenger RNA from Lottia gigantea (owl limpet), 276 nucleotides. RefSeq lists its product as hypothetical. The record is from RefSeq and is a predicted model, not a curated record. The annotation marks the transcript as partial. Lineage: Eukaryota; Metazoa; Mollusca; Gastropoda; Lottiidae. The transcript has a single exon.
GAAAUAAGAAUUGCUAUAAAUGAUUUGAAACUGAACAAAGCUACAGGCAUUGAUAACAUACCUAAUGAAAUUUUGAUUUAUUGUAAAAAUGUUUUAAUGUCAAGUUUAAUACGUUUAUUUAAUAAUAUUUUAGAUUUGGGAUGCUAUCCAUCCUCAUGGAAUAAAGGUUGUAUAAUACCUGUUUUUAAAAAAGGUGAUGUAAAUAAUCCAGAUAAUUAUAGAGGUAUAACGUUAGUUGGCUGUAUUGGCAAGCUCUUUACUUUACAUAUUAAAUAA